Molecule: messenger RNA, 1944 nt
Organism: Myodes glareolus (Bank vole)
Lineage: Eukaryota; Metazoa; Chordata; Mammalia; Rodentia; Cricetidae
Source: RefSeq, a predicted model, not a curated record
AUCCUCAAACCCGUCCCCGCAGACCAGAUGAUAGUUUCUCCUUCUAGCAAUACUACCACCUCCACUCUGCAGAGCUCCGGGGGAGCUGGCACACACACUGUAACCAAAAUCCAGUCUGGCACAACUGGGGCAGUUAUUUCCGCGCCUCCAAGCACACCCGUCAGCCCAGCCAUGCCCCUAGACGAAGAUCCCUCCAAGCUCUGUAGACACAGUCUCAAAUGUCUGGAGUGUAAUGAAGUCUUCCAGGAUGAGACGGCUCUGGCUACGCACUUCCAGCAUGCUGCAGAUACAAGUGGACAAAAGACUUGCACUGUCUGCCAGAUGCUGCUUCCUAACCAGUGCAGUUAUGCUUCACACCAGAGAAUCCAUCAGCACAAAUCUCCCUACACCUGCCCCGAGUGCGGGGCCAUCUGCAGGUCGGUGCACUUCCAGACCCACGUCACCAAGAGCUGUCUGCACUACACACGGAGAGUUGGUUUUCGAUGUGUACAUUGCAAUGUUGUGUACUCUGAUGUGGCCGCACUGAAGUCUCACAUUCAAGGCUCUCACUGUGAAGUCUUCUACAAGUGCCCUAUCUGUCCAGUGGCGUUUAAGUCCGCCCCAAGUACACACUCCCACGCCUACACGCAGCAUCCUGGCAUCAAGAUAGGCGAACCAAAAAUAAUCUAAAAGUGUUCCAUGUGCGACACUGUGUUCACCCUGCAGACCUUGCUGUACCGCCACUUUGACCAGCACAUUGAAAACCAGAAGGUGUCUGUUUUCAAGUGACCAGACUGUUCUCUUUUAUAUGCACAGAAGCAACUUAUGAUGGACCAUAUCAAGUCUAUGCAUAGAACAUUGAAAAGUAUUGAAGGGCCUCCAAACUUGGGUAUAAAUUUGCCUUUGAGUAUUAAGCCUGCAACUCAGAAUUCAGCAAAUCACAGCAAAGAGGAUGCCAAGGCUAUGAAUGGGAAAGAGAAAUUGGAAAAGAAGUCUCCAUCUCCUGCAAAGAAAUCCACAGAAUCUAAGAAGAUGGCCAGUCUCGGGUGGACGUGUUGGGAGUGUGACCGUCUGUUCACACAGAGGGAUGUGUAUCUCUCUCACAUGAGGAAGGAACAUGGGAAGCAAAUGAAGAAGCACCCUUGCCGCCAGUGUGACAAGUCCUUCAGCUCCUCCCACAGCCUGUGCCGCCACAAUCGCAUCAAGCACAAAGGCAUCAGGAAAGUGUAUGCCUGCUCACACUGUCCGGACUCCCGGCGGACGUUCACCAAGCGGCUGAUGCUGGAGAAGCACAUACAGCUGAUGCACGGCAUCAAGGACCCCGACGUGAAAGAACUGACUGAAGGUUCCAAUGAGGAGGAAACCGAAACCGAGAUAAAGGAAGACGCCAAGGCUCCCAGUCCCAAGCGGAAAUCGGAAGAACCGGUUUUAGAGUUCAGGCCUCCCAGAGGAGCCAUCACGCAGCCUCUGAAAAAGCUGAAAAUCAACGUCUUUAAGGCUCACAAGUGUGCCGUGUGUGGCUUCACCACGGAGAACCUUCUGCAGUUCCACGAACACAUCCCUCAGCACAAGUCGGACGGCUCCUCCUACCAGUGCCGCGAGUGUGGCCUCUGCUACAAGUCCCACGGCUCCCUGUCCAGGCACCUCUUCAUUGUCCACAAGCUGAAGGAGCCUCAGCCCGCGUCCAAGCAGAACGGGGCUGGGGAGGACAGCCUGCAAGAGAAUAAGCCCGGCCCCGAGGACGAGGCCGCUGAGGGCGCAGCGUCAGACAGGAAGUGCAAAGUGUGCGCCAAGACUUUUGAAACGGAAGCUGCCUUAAACACACACAUGCGGACACAUGGCAUGGCCUUCAUCAAGUCCAAAAGAAUGAGUUCAGCUGAGAAAUAGCCACAGGUCUUCCACAAGAGAAGCCCCAUCACAUAGGAAUUGGAAACAAGACUUUUUUGUUACCGAAAGUUUGCAGUA